AUGGAGCAGGUGGAGCAGACGGAGCAGACGGAGCAGACGGAGCAGACGAAGCAGAUGGAGCAGACGGAGCAGAGCAGGUGGAGCAGGUGGAGCAGGUGGAGCAGACACAGCGCCCUCUCUCUUCACAGGAUCAAGAAAGUAUCUACCAACCUACCAACCUACCAACCUACCAACCAACCUACCAACCUAUCUACCAACCAACCAACCUAUCUACCAACCUACCUACCUACCUACCAACCAACCUAUCUACCAACCAACCAACCUAUCUACCAACCUGCCUAUCUACCAACCUACCUACCUACCUACCAACCAACCUAUCUACCAACCUACCUACCUACCUACCAACCAACCUAUCUACCAACCUACCUAUCUACCAACCAACCUACCUACCUACUAGGAUCAAGAAAGUAUCUACCAACCUACCAACCUACCAACCUACCAACCAACCUACCAACCUAUCUACCAACCAACCAACCUAUCUACCAACCUACCUACCUACCUACCAACCAACCUAUCUACCAACCAACCAACCUAUCUACCAACCUGCCUAUCUACCAACCUACCUACCUACCUACCAACCAACCUAUCUACCAACCUACCUACCUACCUACCAACCAACCUAUCUACCAACCUACCUAUCUACCAACCAACCUACCUACCUACUAG
This is a messenger RNA of Knipowitschia caucasica, 666 nucleotides long. Lineage: Eukaryota; Metazoa; Chordata; Actinopteri; Gobiiformes; Gobiidae. The record is from the annotation of a GenBank genome assembly.